Populus euphratica (Euphrates poplar) is the source of this 4192-nucleotide messenger RNA. RefSeq names its product phospholipase D beta 2-like. Bases 411 to 3842 code for a protein of 1143 amino acids. Gene Ontology annotation, cellular component: plasma membrane. The record is from RefSeq and is a predicted model, not a curated record. The transcript has 10 exons. Gene Ontology annotation, biological process: phospholipid catabolic process. Gene Ontology annotation, molecular function: D-type glycerophospholipase activity. Lineage: Eukaryota; Viridiplantae; Streptophyta; Magnoliopsida; Malpighiales; Salicaceae.
CAGUUAUUUGGAUCUUUACCAAAAAUUAGGACAGCCUCCUCGUAACCUGAAAACGCCGGCCAUCGUCAGCGUGAUAAAAUUUUCUGUUUUUUAGCACUUCCAGUUCGUGUUUUUCCUUCUUGUUCUUGUUGUUCUCCUUCUUCUUCAUUGAAGAUUACAAGGGACUCUUUCACAUCAGUUCUAAAAAGGUGAUUCAUUUUCUCUUUUUGCCUCAUUGUUCCUAGCAAGUUUGAGACCUUUUCCCUCCCUUUUCUUGUUCAGGGGAUUGUCCAUUGAAUCUGAUCAAGAAAAGGGGAAAAAAUGAAUCUUCGAGGGGUUUUUUUUGCAUGUUUUGCUUAAGUUUAUGAGCAAUUUUUACCGUUAUAAAGAAUCACAAAAGAGUUUUCUUUUGAUGUUUUCCUGUUGAAAAAAUGGAUAAUAAUUAUGGUUCUUCAUACCCUUAUAACAAUCCAUAUCCAUAUCCUCCUCCGCCUCCAAGUUAUGGGUAUCCACCAUCCGAUCCAUACUUCUCUCCUCAGCCCUACCCCUAUGGGCCAAACCCUCCUUAUGGUGCUUACCAAUAUCCGCCCCCUCCAUCUGCAUACACAGCAACACCGCCACAUUCAAUUACUCAUUCAGGCUCUGUAGAUUAUUCCCACCAAAAACCUUCAGCACCAUAUCCAACAAGCCAUUCGGGGCCUUUAGACUAUUCUCACCACCGACAACCAUCUCCACAUCCAACAACAGAUUCAGGACCUUUAGGCUUUGACUACCUCCAUUCUGGUCCUUUAACUUAUUCAUCACCAUCAUCACCAUAUGCUGAAUAUCCACCAGCACCACAUGUUUCAAAUUCAAUCCUUCAAAAUAAUGGAAGUUUUCAUAAUUACCCUUAUGUUCAAUCUCAAUCGAGCCAAUAUCCUUCCCCUGAUAGCAUGUCACAAGCACCCUCCAGGGAUAAUAGCUUUUCCGAUCAUCAUAGACAAGAUAUUUCUUCAUCUUUAGGAAUUGGAUCAUCAUCAUCAAAUCCUGAUAAAGUUGAUGCCGCUGUUAUUGGUUCUUCUUCUGCUUAUCCACCUUUGGAUGAUUUAGUAAGUAAUAUGCAUUUGAAUGAUAGGAAUAAUCACCCUACUGCGCCUGCAUUCCCACCAGCACCUUCAGUGCCUCCAGUGCCUGAUUCCCCUCAAAGCUAUCAGGGCUCUAGUUUUGGAUAUGGUCCCCCACGUGAAUUCUAUGGUUUUCCUAAUGACUCAUUUUCAAGUAACUGGGAGGAAAAUUAUGCGAGCAGAGUUGAUUCUUCUGGUCACUAUCCUGGUUCUGCUUAUGCACAUACAUCCUCCUUUAACGGAUCAAAGCAUGGCCAGGGUAUGGAGAUUGUGCCAGUGUCAGGUGGUAAAGGGUCUUUGAGGGUUUUGCUAUUACAUGGGAAUUUGGACAUUUAUGUUUAUGAUGCAAAGAAUCUCCCAAACAUGGACAUGUUCCACAAGACUUUGGGUGAUAUGUUCAAUAAAUACACUGGAAUUGUAAGUAGCAAGAUUGAAGGACAAGCGUUCACCAAGAUUACCAGUGAUCCUUAUGUUUCGAUUUCGGUGGCUGGUGCUGUGAUUGGGAGGACUUUUGUGAUUAGCAAUAGCGAGAAUCCUGUAUGGAUGCAACAUUUUUAUGUUCCUGUUGCACAUCACGCUGCAGAAGUGCAUUUUGUUGUCAAGGACAAUGAUGUUGUGGGAUCGCAGUUGAUAGGAGUUGUGGCAAUUCCAGUUGAACAUAUAUGUUCAGGGGAAAGAAUUGAGGGGGUUUACCCUAUUUUGAAUAACAAUGGUAAACAGUGUAAGCCUGGUGCUGCAUUGAGAAUUUCAAUUCAGUACAUACCCAUGGAGAAACUAAGCGUUUAUCGCCAUGGUGUUGGUGCUGGUCCUGAUUAUCAUGGUGUGCCAGGCACCUAUUUUCCUCUUGGGAAAGGUGGAACAGUUACUCUUUAUCAAGAUGCCCAUGUUCCAGACGGGCGCCUUCCAAAUGUGCAACUUGAUGACGGGGUGCCUUGUCUGCACGGAAAAUGCUGGCAAGAUAUCUUUCAUGCUAUACGACAAGCCCGGCGCUUAAUUUACAUUACUGGGUGGUCUGUGUGGCACAAAGUUACUCUGGUUCGGGAUAGUGGUCAGCAUUCAGGUGUCACCCUCGGGGAUCUUCUGAGGUCCAAGUCCCAGGAAGGUGUAAGAGUGCUGCUUCUUGUUUGGGAUGAUCCUACUUCAAGGAGUGUCUUGGGAUAUAAAACGGAUGGGAUUAUGGCAACCCAUGAUGAGGAAACUCGCCGUUUUUUCAAACACUCAUCUGUUCAAGUGCUACUUUGUCCUCGCAAUGCUGGGAAAAAACAUAGCUGGGUCAAGCAAAGGGAGGUCGGAACAAUUUAUACACAUCACCAGAAAACUGUAAUUGUAGAUGCUGAUGCUGGCAAUAAUAGAAGAAAAAUCAUAGCUUUUGUUGGUGGACUUGAUUUAUGUGAUGGUCGAUAUGAUACUCCAGAUCAUCCUCUAUUUAGGACGCUACAAAAUGUGCACAAAGAUGACUAUCACAACCCUACUUUCACUGGUAGUGUUGCAAAUUGCCCAAGAGAACCGUGGCAUGACUUGCACAGCAGAAUAGAUGGUCCAGCAGCAUAUGAUGUUCUAACUAACUUUGAGGAGCGUUGGAUGAAGGCUGCAAAACCUAAGGGGCUUAAAAAACUAAAAACAUCAUACGAUGAUGCUUUACUUAGGAUAGACAGAAUUCCAGACAUUAUAGGUGUUUUUGAGACUCCUGUUAAUGAGGAAGAUCCUGAAGCUUGGCAUGUUCAGAUAUUUCGAUCAAUUGAUUCAAACUCCGUGAAAGACUUCCCAAAGGAUCCAAAGGAUGCCACAAAAAAGAACCUGGUGUGUGGAAAGAAUGUACUCAUUGACAUGAGCAUACAUACAGCAUAUGUGAUGGCCAUCCGUGCUGCCCAGCAUUUUAUUUACAUAGAGAACCAGUAUUUCAUUGGGUCUUCGUACAACUGGAGUUCAUAUAAAGAUUUAGGGGCUAAUAAUUUGAUUCCUAUGGAAAUCGCACUAAAGAUUGCCAAUAAAAUCAGAGCACAUGAGAGAUUUGCUGCCUACAUUGUUGUUCCGAUGUGGCCAGAGGGUGUUCCAACUGGUGCCGCUACACAAAGGAUUUUGUUUUGGCAGCAUAAAACAAUGCAAAUGAUGUACGAGACUAUUUACAAGGCUCUAGUGGAGGUCGGACUUGAGGAAGCAUUCUCACCACAGGAUUUUUUGAACUUCUUCUGUCUUGGUAAUCGUGAAUCUGUAGAUGGAGUUAAUUCUUCAUGCAUGCCAAGUCCCCCAAGUUCACACACUCCUCAGGCACUUAGUCAGAAAAGCCGGCGGUUCAUGAUCUAUGUUCAUUCAAAAGGGAUGAUAGUUGAUGAUGAGUAUGUAAUACUGGGAUCUGCAAACAUAAAUCAGCGUUCCAUGGAUGGCACUAGAGACACUGAGAUUGCAAUGGGAGCCUACCAACCUCAACAUACCUGGGCAAGAAAACAAUCUAAUCCACUUGGACAGAUCCAUGGAUAUCGGAUGUCUCUCUGGGCAGAGCAUACUGGAGUUAUUGAGGACUGCUUUACAAAACCAGAGAGUCUUGAAUGUGUUAGGAGAAUUAAAGCAAUGGGGGAGAUGAACUGGAAACAAUUCGCCUCUGAGGAGAUAUCAGAGAUGACAGGGCACCUGCUAAAGUACCCAGUUGAAGUUGAUCGGAAGGGCAAGGUGAGGCCUAUUCCUGGAUCUGAAACUUUCCCAGAUGUGGGAGGAAAUAUAAUAGGUUCGUUUCUUGCAAUUCAGGAGAAUCUGACCAUCUAAAUAAAUCUGUAAUGUCAAGUUUCCACUGGCUAUGAGAUCAAAAAGGAUGAAUAUACCUAUAGGAUAGUGAUUCAAGCAGAGUUUUGAAAUAUAUCCAUCUUUACUUGUUAAAAAGCCAAUGAUAUUGUAUGUUCACCCUCGCUCUAUUUUGGGGUCAUAAACAUGAUUAAUUUCACAAAACCCAUGAUAUGAAGGGUGCUAUUCAUUGUACAUCUUUAAGAAAAUUAUUCCUUCUUGUGCUGAAGUCUCGAUUGAGAACGAAGAGCUUGUAUUUUUGUAUAUUUGUGUAAAUGAAACUGCUACAUAAAGAUUUUACGCUGAAUGUUUAACAUCUGGAGAUUUUUAUUUUA